Molecule: messenger RNA, 351 nt
Organism: Penaeus monodon (black tiger shrimp)
Lineage: Eukaryota; Metazoa; Arthropoda; Malacostraca; Decapoda; Penaeidae
Product: neuropeptide-like protein 31
Exons: 3
Coding region: 1-351 (116 amino acids)
Source: RefSeq, a predicted model, not a curated record
AUGUGUUACACUGUGAAAUACACUCUUUCACUUGUGUUGGUGGCUGCCAUGGUGGCUUACGUCCAGGGAAGUCGCAUUAGCUAUGGUGGUUAUGGAGGAGGUUAUGGUGGCUACGGAGGAGGCUAUAGUAGCUACAGAGGAGGCUAUAGUGGCUACGGAGGAGGCUAUGGUGGCGGCUAUGGAGGCUUUUAUGGUGGCUAUGGAAGAGGGUAUGGAGGAGGUUACAGAGGAAGCUAUGGAGGCUACGGUGGUGGCUAUGGAUAUGGCAAUUAUUUUGAUGAAAACUGGUACAUUAAUUUAUCCCCCUUGGUCGAAAUUGAAAUCAUCUAUGGAUGUACAUACCGAUAUUAG